UUGCUUAUUCGGCAGCUUUGAAACGUCGGUUGCACAAUAACGACUUUUCUAAAGUUAUUUUCAGCCACAAGUUGUCUUAUAAUUUAAUCAUUACCGGUCCAUAUUAAUCAUCUUCUCUGAUAAUUAACAAAAUUAAACAAUGUCAGGUGCAGGCGAAGGUGAAGCAGAAGACAUCUCCACCGUUGAUAACUACCAGGGCCUCCAGAUUGCACCCAACCCUGACGGCACCAUCACCCGCUUGGCCAAACUCCCAGAAAGCCCACCCACGUCCGAUCCUAAGCUUCCCACCCCAGUUCUCUCCAAAGACAUCCCCAUCAACGAAUCAAAAAACACCUGGGUUCGAAUCUAUUUGCCCCGCCACGCACUGGAUCAUUCCUCCUCCUCCAAGUUGCCUCUCGUCGUUUUUUACCAUGGUGGAGGCUUCAUUUUAUGCAGUGCAGCCUCAACCAUAUUCCACGAUUACUGCGUCAGCUUUGCCACUGAUGUUCCCGUCAUCAUCGCAUCCGUCGAGUACAGGCUCGCUCCAGAGCAUCGCCUGCCGGCGGCCUAUGAGGAUGCAACGGAAGCGCUGCACUGGAUCAAAACCACCCCAGAUGAUUGGUUGAGAGACCAUGCUGACCUUUCAAAUACUUUCCUCAUGGGCAUCAGCGCGGGGGGUAACAUAGCCUACCACGCAGCACUUCAUGCCGACGUUGACCGUCUCCAUCCGUUGAAGAUCCAUGGGCUGAUAUUGCAGCAACCGUUUUUCAGUGGGAGCCAGAGGAGUGGCUCCGAGUUGAGGUUAGCGAACAACCCCGAGUUCCCACUGAGCUGGUCGGAUCUGAUGUGGGACUUGUCGUUGCCUAUUGGGGCCAGUCGUGACCACGAGUAUUGCAAUCCGACGGUAGGGGACGGUUGUAAGAAGUUGGAUCGAAUGGCGGUUGGGUGGAGAGUUUUGGUGACUGGCUGGGAUGGGGACCCAUUGAUCGACCGUCAGAUUGAGGUGGCGAAGAUGUUGGAGGAAAAUGGUGUACACGUGGUGUGCCAUUUUGCUGAAGGAGGUUACCAUGGGGUUGAUAUUAUUGAGGCCUCCAAGGCCAAGGCACUGUUUGUGGUUGUUAAGAAUUUCAUAUUUUCUUAAUCGGCUAGUUAGAAAAUGCUUGGUUGCUUGCUUUUUUACUUCUGAAUGUUGCAAAAUAAACCAUCAAAAUAUCUUUUUAAUGAUGUAAGAACUUCUAUAAUAAAAUGUAUUUGUUUGAUAGCA
Messenger RNA from Prunus avium (sweet cherry), 1243 nucleotides. Its product is annotated as carboxylesterase 20. NCBI's taxonomy places the organism in Eukaryota, Viridiplantae, Streptophyta, Magnoliopsida, Rosales, Rosaceae. Gene Ontology annotation, molecular function: hydrolase activity. The record is from RefSeq and is a predicted model, not a curated record.